Hydra vulgaris (swiftwater hydra) is the source of this 672-nucleotide messenger RNA. RefSeq lists its product as uncharacterized. Gene Ontology annotation, molecular function: protein dimerization activity. The record is from RefSeq and is a predicted model, not a curated record. Lineage: Eukaryota; Metazoa; Cnidaria; Hydrozoa; Anthoathecata; Hydridae.
AUGGCAAAUGCAAGCAUCAUUCAGAGAACUGAAACCAUAUUAGAGGUAAAGAUAGAACUACCAGCUAAACGGAAGCGGAAGACGCCAACGAUGUUAGAUGAACUUACAGUAGACGAACGUGACGAAUCUAAAGCUUUGAAACAUUACAAAAUUCACACUUACAAUGUGGUGAUGGAUCAGGUAGUUCAAAGUCUUGAGUCACAUGCCGACGUUGAUAAAAUAAAGGCCGAAUGGUUAUCAUUUGUCACUAACUAUGAGAUUUUGAAAUUGUCCUUGCCCUUAACAACAACAUUGAGAGAGAAUGCAUAUCAAAAGGAUGACAUAGAAGAACCGCUCUGUUAUCAGCAUACAAAUGGAGCAUGCGGAUCGUUUCCAUCUUGUGUGUUACGAAUUCUUACAGCAUAUAGACUCAACGACAAAACCUAUGACAAUUUGUAUUAUAUUUGUAAAAUAAUAUGUACUAUUUCUGUAACACAAGCCGAAUGUAAAAGAUCGUUUUCUAAGUUAAAGUUAAUCAAGACAAGAUUGCGUAAUUCUAUGUCAAAUGACUACUUAGAGUCGUAUAUGUUGAUGUCUGUAGAAAAAAAUCUACUUGAUAGCCUUGAGUAUGAUACGAUCAUUCAAAGAUAUGCAUUUUCGUCCUCUGAAUUGAGCAAACUGUUUAAAGAAUAG